CAAGGUGUUUGAUAUGGGCGAAGAAGAACAUGAUAUUAUUCUCCAAAAAGUUCAAGAAGCCAAGCGAGCCAGUUUUUCUUUGAGAGUGUCUGUUGUGAAGGCAAAGAGUCUGAUGGCCAAGGACGCAAAUGGGUACAGCGACCCCUAUUGCAUGCUGGGAAUCCUGCUGGGCCAGAGCCCGAGGGAGACGGAGGAGAAGAAGGAGAGGAAGUUCAGCUUCAGGAAGAAAAAGGACAAGCUGGAGAAACGCUCCAGCACCAAGGAGGUGUUACCGACCGCCUGCAUCCAGGUGACGGAGGUCAAAGCGGAGACUCUGAACCCGGUGUGGGACGAGCACUUCCUGUUUGAAAUAGAUGAUGUCCACAAUGACCUCUUACAUCUUGACAUAUGGGAUCACGACGAUGACGUGUCUGUUGCUGAGGCCUGCAAAAAGCUCAAUGAAGUCAGUGGACUUCGAGGAAUGGGCAGGUAUUUUAAGCAGAUAGCAAAGUCAGUGCGCUCCAAUGGAUCUGCAUCUUCAGGCUCCGAGGACAACGCCGAUGACUUCCUCGGAUGCAUCAACAUCCCUCUGAAUGAGAUCCCAAUCGUGGGCUAUGACACCUGGUUUAAGCUGGAGCCUCGAUCGAGCACGUCUAAAGUUCAGGGAGAAUGUCACCUGAUUCUGAAGCUGUUCACCAGUCAGAGGGACACAGCUUUGUCUAAGAAAGACUCAAAUGUCUCCAUUCACAAGAAACUGCUGAGUCAGAUCGUGGAGUAUGAGCAUGCACAUGUUAAGAGAGAGCCGUACAAUUGGAACGGGCAUGUCUGUCCUCCAGCAUGGACCGUGCUGACUCACCAUGCUGUGCAAACUGAUCUCUCCCCCCUGCAGCAGGCCAUUAUUCGCUGGCAGUGCUACAGCAGCCACCAUCGGACGCAGAGGGUGUGCUACUCCCUGCUGCUGCGCCUCCUGAGGACCAUCGAUGCCGAGUGGGACCCCGUCGCUGUGAGGGGAGACCUGGAGCGGCAGCUAUCAGACAGCUUCAGGCUGUACACUGAGCACUGCCUGUGCCUGAUGAAGAACAUGCGGCAGGUCUUCCCCUGCACAAGUUCCGCUGCCAUCACACGCUACGAACUCAUGCUGAG
This is a messenger RNA of Notothenia coriiceps (black rockcod), 1122 nucleotides long. Its product is annotated as BAI1-associated protein 3-like. Lineage: Eukaryota; Metazoa; Chordata; Actinopteri; Perciformes; Nototheniidae. Gene Ontology annotation, cellular component: trans-Golgi network membrane; secretory vesicle; recycling endosome membrane. Gene Ontology annotation, biological process: positive regulation of neurotransmitter secretion; regulation of dense core granule exocytosis. The record is from RefSeq and is a predicted model, not a curated record. The transcript has 11 exons. Gene Ontology annotation, molecular function: SNARE binding. The annotation marks the transcript as partial.